Panicum virgatum (switchgrass) is the source of this 1038-nucleotide messenger RNA. Its product is annotated as UDP-glycosyltransferase 83A1-like. Bases 1 to 801 code for a protein of 266 amino acids. NCBI's taxonomy places the organism in Eukaryota, Viridiplantae, Streptophyta, Magnoliopsida, Poales, Poaceae. The record is from RefSeq and is a predicted model, not a curated record. Gene Ontology annotation, molecular function: UDP-glycosyltransferase activity. The transcript is spliced from 3 exons.
AUGCAGAAGCGCCAAGUGUCGUCCGCCUUCUUGACCAGCAGCACAGCUAGGGGUAGCGGUACGGGCGGAUCGUCACCGGCGCCGUGCCCGGCAGGAGGUGGAUCCUGUGGUCGUAGGGGCGGGAGGGACGGAGGCAGCCCGCGCGACAAGCCGGCCGGCAGCUUCUGGGCCGAGGACGCCUCCUGCACGGCGUGGCUGGAUGCGCAGCCGGCCAGCUCCGUCGUCUACGUCGGGUUCGGAAGCUUCGCCGCCUACGACGCCACGCAGCUCGUGGAGCUCGCCGAGGGCCUCCUGCUCACCUGCUCACGUCCCGGCCGUUCCUGUGGGUGGUCAGGCCGGGGUCGGCGGGCGAGGAGCUCCUCGGGCGGCUCUGCCGCCGCGCCGCGCGGGCGCGUGGUGAGCUGGUGCCCGCAGCGGCGCGUGCUGGCGCACCCGGCGGUCGCCUGCUUCCUGACGCACUGCGGCUGGAACUCGACCAUGGAGGCCGCAGCGAACGGCGUGCCGCUCCUGUGCUGGCCCUACUUCACCGACCAGUUCCUGAACCAAAGCUACAUCUGCGACGUGUGGAGGACGGGGCUCAAGGUGCCGCGCCCGGCCGGUGGCAGUGGCGACGGCGGGACGACGGGGCUCGUGGGGAGGGACGUGGUGCAGGCCAAGGUGGAGGAGCUGCUCGCCGACGCCGGGACGAAGGCGAGGGCGCGCGCGCUGCGGGACCUCGCCCGGCGCGCCGUCGGCGAGGAAGGGUCGUCGCGCCGGAACCUUAGACGAUUUGUGGACCUUGUGAAAGGAUCGGCGAGUUGAUGAAGCAAGAGAGCGAAUCGAUCAUUGGCACUGGCAGAUUGAAUUCCAGAAACAGCCAACGGCUAUUCUAUUCGAGAAACAGCUUUUGUAAUCUUUGGACGACAUGCUGUGCUUGGGCUUCUCGCAGGCGGUUGCCCGCCCGCGCCAAGCGCCAUUCCCGUUUGGGAGAAGGCACAAAGCCAUGUGCCUGAUUUUUUUUCUCAAAAUACAACACAUACGUACCGAUGGUUACAAAUA